AGAGAAGAGUGAAUAGAAGGGAAGGUACGAUGGGGGCCAGGCAGUCAAGGGCCAGCUCCAAGGAUAAGGGCCCCAAGAGGAUACUGUUCACGGGGAGGAGACAGAAGUUUUCCCCGUGGGACGAUGCCCUGCUCCCGGGAAGGGACCCGCGGUCUCUGCUGAAGCGAGGCAUGCACCACGUCAGCUUCAGCCUGGUCACCAGAGGAAUGACAGACAUCCCCGACUUUCUGUGGGGCUUGUCCGAGGUCCAGAAACUCAAUCUGUCUCACAACCAGCUCCGGGUUCUCCCUCCCGAGGUGGGGAAACUGACCCGGAUCGUGGUCCUGAACUUGUGCGGGAACCGCCUGAAGAGCCUGCCCAGAGAAGUGAGCCUCCUGCAAGGCCUCAGGGUCCUGUUUGUCAACAUGAACUGCCUGACCGAGGUGCCGGCCGAGCUGAGCUUGUGCCGAAAGCUGGAGGUCCUGAGCUUGUCGCACAACUGCCUGUCCCAGCUCCCUGCGUGCUUCGCUGACCUCUCCAGACUGAGGAAGCUGAACCUCAGCAACAACCUCUUCGCGCACAUCCCCAUGUGUGUGUUCUCCCUGAAGGAACUGAUUUUCUUGCACGUGGGCUCGAAUCGCCUGGAAAACAUCGCUGAGAGCAUCCAGCACCUGACCAGCCUUCAGAUCUUCAUCGCAGAGGCCAACAAUAUCCACUCCUUCCCGAGGUCGCUUUGCCUGGUCACCAGCCUGGAGCUGCUGAACCUCAACAACAACGACAUCCAGACCCUCCCGAGCGAACUCCACCUGCUGUGUAGACUGGUGAGGAUCGCCUGGAAUCCCAUGGACAAAGGGCUCCACAUUUCCCACAACCCUUUAUCCAAGCCUCUGCCGGAGCUGGUGGAGGGGGGCCUGGAGAUGCUCUUCGGCUACCUGAAGGACAAAAAACACACAUGACGUGGGUCCUGGAGGCCUGGAUGGGAGGCAGCUCACCU
This is a messenger RNA of Mandrillus leucophaeus (drill), 973 nucleotides long. It is a transcript of the gene LRRC30, whose product is annotated as leucine rich repeat containing 30. The record is from RefSeq and is a predicted model, not a curated record. Lineage: Eukaryota; Metazoa; Chordata; Mammalia; Primates; Cercopithecidae. Gene Ontology annotation, molecular function: protein binding. The transcript has a single exon. Bases 30 to 935 code for a protein of 301 amino acids.